Cucurbita moschata (crookneck pumpkin) is the source of this 930-nucleotide messenger RNA. RefSeq lists its product as uncharacterized. NCBI's taxonomy places the organism in Eukaryota, Viridiplantae, Streptophyta, Magnoliopsida, Cucurbitales, Cucurbitaceae. The record is from RefSeq and is a predicted model, not a curated record. The transcript has a single exon. Bases 1 to 930 code for a protein of 309 amino acids.
AUGACCGAGUUGGCUCUGCCCUGUGUCGUGAUGACCGGGUUGGCUCUGCCCUGUGUCGUGAUGACCGAGUUGGCUCUGCCCUGUGUCGUGAUGACCGGGUUGGCUCUGCCCUGUGUCGUGAUGACCGGGUUGGCUCUGCCCUGUGUCGUGAUGACCGGGUUGGCUCUGCCCUGUGUCGUGAUGACCGGGUUGGCUCUACCCUGUGUCGCUCUACCCCGUGUCGUGAUGACCAGGCUGGCUCUGCCCUGUGUCGCUCUACCCCAUGUCGUGAUGACCAGGCUGGCUUUGCCCUGUGUCGCGAUGACCAAGCUGGCUCUGCCUUGUGUCGCUCUGCCCCGUGUCGUGAUGACCGGGCUGGCUCUGCCCCGUGUCAUGAUGACCAGGUUGGCUCUACCCUAUGUCGCUCUACCCCGUGUCGUGAUGACCGGGCUGGCUCUACCCUAUGUCGCUCUACCCCGUGUCGUGAUGACCGGGCUGGCUCUACCCUAUGUCGCUCUACCCCGUGUCGUGAUGACCGGGCUGGCUCUACCCUAUGUCGCUCUACCCCGUGUCGUGAUGACCGGGCUGGCUCUACCCUGUGUUGCAAAACCCCGUGUCGUGAUGACCGGGCUGGCUCUACCCUGUGUUGCUCUACCCCGUGUCGUGAUGACCGGGCUGGCUCUACCCUGUGUUGCUCUACCCCGUGUCGUGAUGACCGGGCUGGCUCUACCCUGUGUUGCUCUACCCCGUGUCGUGAUGACCGGGCUGGCUCUACCCUGUGUUGCUCUACCCCGUGUCGUGAUGACCGGGCUGGCUCUACCCUGUCUUGCUCUACCCCGUGUCGUGAUGACCGGGCUGGCUCUACCCCGUGUCGUGAUGACCGGGUUGGCUCUGCCCUGUGUCACUCUGCCCCGUGUCUUGAUGAUCCAGUCGACUCUACCCCGUAACUGA